Molecule: messenger RNA, 2162 nt
Organism: Acaromyces ingoldii
Lineage: Eukaryota; Fungi; Basidiomycota; Exobasidiomycetes; Exobasidiales; Cryptobasidiaceae
Product: FAD/NAD(P)-binding domain-containing protein
Exons: 1
Coding region: 448-2064 (538 amino acids)
Cellular component (GO): cytoplasm
Molecular function (GO): electron-transferring-flavoprotein dehydrogenase activity; flavin adenine dinucleotide binding
Source: RefSeq, a predicted model, not a curated record
CCCACUAGUACCAUUACAGUCAGCCGCGAGUUGCGGAAGGCGGGAAUCGGAGAGCAAGCGUUCUUUCGCGCCACAUGUUACUCGCCUACGUGGCUUGUCAUUUCAUUCCGUCACUGACGGACUGACGGAAUGGCCCUUGAGGCGAUAUCGGCCGUGCCGACGAAGGAAAAUUUUAACUUAUCAGAUUUACACUGGAUAUGGGAACACUACUGUCUCCGCCUCUUGCGCUCCUCCGACAGUCGGACCGAAGAAGUAGGAACGAUCGGUGCUGAGUCGACAAGCCCUUACUGUUGAUCUAGAUAGGAGUUGGAGAGGCAGGACCUCUUUGUCGACUCGACAGUAUACAUAAAUAGAGACAGAAAGACGGCAAUCUCCCCUUGGCGCCACACGUCUACCUAACUCUUUUCUCUCCGCUCGACAGAAGUUUCUUUUGCUUUUCCACCUUUCAUGGCCCUUUUGCGCCUCGUCCAAAGACCACUUCACAGUACCGCCUCGUCACGACUGAGCAUCCUGCAGCGCAUCUUUGCGAGCAUGUCGGCACCGAUCUCCUCGUCAGCCGAGGCAGUCAAGCCGGCCUCGGGCCACACACCGACGCGCACCGUCCUUGUUCUCGGCGCCUCGUACGCGGGACACCGGGCAGCGCAGAUGCUUUCCACCCAACUGCCACCAGACUGGCGCGUCGUGGCGCUCGAGCGCAACACCCACUUCAACCACCUCUACGCCUUUCCCCGCGUCUCGGUGCUGCCCGGCCACGAGCAAAAGGUCUUUGUGCCCUACACGCGCAUCUUUAAUCCUCCGACCGGUCCCCCGGCGAUUGCAAAGCAGAGCAUCGUUGUCCAAGGGUCCCUGACACACCUUGGAAAGCCUGAGCCGGGUCAAGUGGGUAGGGGUGUGGCCCGCUACCUGCCUGUCGACAAGGACAAGGAGGAGAGCAUCGCCUUUGACUACGCAAUCUACGCCCUCGGAAGCCAGCUGCCGCCACCGAUCAACGUCUGGUCCACAGCCUCGUCCUCGUCAUCAGAGUCGAAGAACGGGAUUCUUGAUCCGAGCGAGACGACGUCUCGCAGCAAGGUCGAGGAGGCCUACAGGGAACAGAUUGCCGAGCCCCAGCAGCCCGGCAGUAAGAAGAAGGGCAUGGACUGGCUCAAGGACACGCAGAAGAAAAUCAGAGACGCGCACAGCGUCCUGGUCAUUGGUGGCGGAGCUCUGGGGGUGCAGUAUGCCAGUGACAUUGCCUAUCUCUACGGUACACCCACAACCGCGCCUGUGCACCCGCAGGAGGAGCCGAGCGGCCCGAGAAAGAAGGUGACGCUCCUGUCCUCGCGCUCCCUCCUUCCCCGCUUCCGGCCCUGGAUGCACGAGGAGGCAAAGAAGCGGCUCGAGGCGCUCGGCGUCGAGGUCAUUACGGACGCCCGUGCCGAUCUGAGCACGCUCGACGACAGCAAGGACGCCAGCAACAAGGACCGCGUCAUCAAAACGCUUGACGGCCGCCAGCUCCAGGCCGAGGUCGUCCUCUUCUGCACGGGUCAGAGGCCCAACUCGUCGUUCGUCGAGGCGGUUGAGCCGGGUGUCGUCAAUGAGAGCAACGGAAUGGCCUUUGUCAAUCGCCACCUCCAGCUCGCGACGCCUUCGAAAGAGGGCGAGCCGCAGACAAAGCAGGGUCUCAACCACAUCUUUGUCGUCGGAGAUGCUGCAGACGCCUUUGAUGCCCUCAAUGCAGGCCACACUGCCUUUGAGCAGGCCAACUACGCUGCCCGAAAUAUUGCUCGUCUGGUCGCGUCCGAGCGUUCGCUGGAGAAUGGUUUCGCAGGUCUGUCCGUAGAAGACGGAGGGGACGAGAAGCAGCAGGGGUGGGAGGAGUGGGAGAAGCGAAAGGCGGAGCUGGGCACAGAGCUGGAAAAGUACGAGCCAGAGGGACAUCGGAUCAAGGUCUCGGUCGGCUUCAGAGAGGCCAUCAUUCAGCGUCCAACGGAGCACAUCACCUCCAGUGAGGGCGCAGAUGAUCUCAACACGCCAAACAUGUGGAAGAACAGGGGUCUGGACACGGCCGACUUAUUCGUAUAGACUAGCAAUCGAGUUUCAGAGACACAGAAGCCAAUGCACUCAUGUUGUUGAUACACAUUGAAAAAAUACACUACAAGAAUGGACCAGAUCAAGCGGAA